AUGCCAUCUGCUCAACAACACCAAUCUACGCUAAAAAACGGUGGACGCCGACAGAAAAAAGGACACGGUCGCGAGUCAUCAGGGUAUCAUCACGCAGCUGUUGUCGAAGUUGGAGCCAUGGUGCUCCAAAAUAUGUUCAGUGCGCUCUCCUUCCUGCACUACCGGAAGGACGACGAUUUUGUGGACAGGCUCUCCUACUUUUACACCUCUUCGUUCCUUAUUAUGAUGGCAGUACUUGUUAGUUUCAAACAAUUUGGUGGUCGACCUCUGGAAUGUUGGGUGCCUGCACAAUUCACAGCCAGUUGGGAAGCAUAUACAGAAAUGUAUUGUUGGGCACAGAACACAUAUUGGGUUCCCAUUGAUCAAGAUAUUCCAGUAGAUAUAAGUGAAAGAGAGUAUCGACAGAUAUCAUAUUAUCAGUGGGUACCUUUUUUUCUGUUACUACAAGCAUUUCUAUACUACAUUCCAUGUCUGAUGUGGAGGCUUAUGAGUGACAAAUCAGGAAUCCGAUUAAACGACAUAGUCCAAAUGGCCACAGAGAAAGAAAAUAUAGAGCCGGAUUAUCGGAUAAGAACGAUCGAGAGUUUAUCCAGACACAUUGAAUCCGCACUGAGGUAUCAACACACAGCAACGUCACGGACACAAUACACUUUGCAUCGGGUGUUCAAGUGCUUCAAUAUGAGGUACUACGAAAGUUAUGUCACCGGAAUGUACUUGGCCACCAAAAUCAUGUAUGUCGGUAAUAUUCUCACAAACUUGGUCCUUGUCAACAAAUUUCUGGAGACUGACGAAUAUUCAAUUUAUGGAUUGGGUGUUCUGAGAGAUUUGUUGUUUGGGAGAACAUGGAUAGAGUCGGGAAACUUUCCCAGGGUUACGUUGUGUGACUUUGAAGUUCGUGUUCUGGGAAACAACCAACGACACUCUGUUCAAUGUGUUCUGGUCAUCAACAUUUUCAACGAGAAAAUUUUUAUUCUAAUCUGGCUGUGGUUCACUCUUCUUUUUGUCGCAUCCACACUGGACAUGCUCUAUUGGUUCAGUAUAUCCAUGUUUCAUAGGGAUCGCUUUCGUUUUGUGCUCCGCCAUCUUGAGCUCACAUCGGACCCCGACAAGCCAGAAUUGUUUAGGAAAGAGAAACGAAAACAAGUCGAACAUUUUCUAAGAACAUAUCUAAAAGUUGAUGGCGUACUAGUACUUCGUAUGAUAGCUCUUCAUGCAGGUGUAAUGUUUUGUACAGAGAUUACCGAUGCAUUAUGGAAAAGGUAUUUGAGUCAACAUCCAGAAAAUCUGAUAGACGACGAUUCGUCAUUGAUAACUUUUGCCAGAGCACAAUCAAUUCGACGGAAAAGAAAUGACAGCUCGAAUUCUGAUGGUCAGAAUCAUCAAAGACUCGGCAGAAUAUUGUCACAUAGGAGUACUGGUGGGAGUUUCAGAUUAAAUAGGACACAGUCAACGAAUAGAAGUUUGACUACAGAAAAUAAAGCAGGAGCACCCACCGGCACAAAUGCAGCAGCCUCUCCGAAUACACCUCCUCCCGUACCAAAAAAUGCAACCAGUUCCCGAUUUGGAAAAGUGAAACCUCGUCGAACAGUGGUCACAAUAAAUUCUCAACAAAAUGAUGCUCGAACUAGUCCAGAUCCAAUACAAGAAAUGAGUCGUAUGGAGAAUGUACCUUUAGCCGUAUAG
Molecule: messenger RNA, 1683 nt
Organism: Caenorhabditis remanei
Lineage: Eukaryota; Metazoa; Nematoda; Chromadorea; Rhabditida; Rhabditidae
Exons: 11
Coding region: 1-1683 (560 amino acids)
Cellular component (GO): plasma membrane; gap junction
Molecular function (GO): gap junction channel activity
Source: RefSeq, a predicted model, not a curated record